GCAAGUUCCUGCAGUCUGGUGCCAGCUUACAGUUUUUCAACACUAUUUCAUUUUCUCUCCUCUCCCUUCAAAAAAAUAUACAACUUUGUUGAACAGAUACCCAGCAAAAACUCAGCCAUCGCUACACGAGGCUUCUCUUUUAAUUCUUCUUUAAAUUUUUCUUCUUUUUUUAAUUGUCUCUUUCCUCUGCUAGGCUUUGGCCACUGGAAAAGUGCCAGGGGGAGGGAAUAGCUCUGGAUGGCAGGAAUCCCAGCAAAAACCAGUUUUGACCUUUAGACAGAGCUAUAAAGAUUCAGUGAAGUCUGUGGACACAGGUGCUUCGUCACAGAGAAGACAACAAAACCAGCAGAGAAGUGAAACCAGGAAGAUUAGGUUUCGUUUCUCGAUUCUUUGAUUUUAGAGGAGAGAACAAGUAACACUCAGUGGAUGCUUUGUACUCCAUUUCUGCUGCGCAUCAUUCUGGGGCUUAAAUAUUUAAGGAUUUAAUAUUUCAAAUAUUGACAUUUUAGCCUAGAGCUAGGAAGAAGAGUUGAGGCCCAGAAUGGCUUCUGAAGGUGAUCAACAGCAGAAAGUCUGGGUCGAUUUAGAAACAAAGUAUCCUGAAGUAGUUCUAUGUGUUGGAAAAAUACGUUUUGGUGAAAAAGCAAGAAAAAAUAUGCCCAAAAAUUCCAAACAAGAUCAAAAAUACACCCUUGCCCAUGCAGUGUGUGCUUUGCUGAACUCUGGAGGAGGUGUCAUAAAAGCAGAGAUUGAAAAUGAAACUUACAACUUGGAGAGAGGUAAUAUUGGACCAGAUUUAGAAGAGACUUUUCGGUCUCUUAUUUUGUUUCCGGACUGGAGAGAAUACCUGGACUUCGAACAGCGUGAUAAUUACCUUCUGAUUUUUGUUAAAACCUGGAGCAGUAAAAACACAGCCUCUGCAAGUACAAAGCCACGUAUCUGCAGCCUGAGUACUGGGUUGUACACAAAAGGUAUUUCUUCUCUCUACCAUGUGAGCCCUAAAGAAGCAUUUUCGUUCCUUGAAAGAAAGCAAGAUAAAGCCAGGACAGAGAUUAGCUCAGAACCACUUGUUAAAAUCAGGAAGAUACUGGCUGUUGAAAGAGACAUUAAUAUUAUAAACAACACUGUUGACAAGUUGUUUAAUAGGGACCAACUACGACAUGGAGAGACAUUGACUUUCACAGAAUCAGGACAUGUGGAAUUCAAGCACUACUCAACUGACAAAUUUUUGACUCGUGUCAAAGAGAUAUUGCCACAGUAUAUUGCUGGAUUUGCAAAUACAGCCGGCGGGUAUUUAUGGAUCGGUGUGGAUGAUGAUGGCAAAGUUCAGGGAUUCAGCAGUGAUGAUGGGGACCUUGAAAAAUUAAGUCUCCUAAUCAAUUCCAUUCAAAAUAAAUUAACCCUGUUCCAUUUCUGUGGGGAAGAAUAUACACACAUCUUAAAGUGUGAACACAAAAUCUUCAAAGUGUACCGCGAGGCUGGAGAUCACUGUGGCUAUGUCUGUGCUGUGAAGAUUCAGCCAUUUACUUGCGUCGCAUUUGCCGAAGACCCAGACUCGUGGCUGGUGGAAGGCAACACCAUCAGGAAACUGAAAGCAAACGAGUGGGCUGAGUGGAUGACCGCUGCUGAUCCAGAUCUUUCAAAUUUUUCUGAGACCUUUAGGCUGGAGCUCAGUCUGACAGAGGGGCCACCUCUUGCCAAGCCAGUUUAUUCACACCAGGGCCUUGAGAGUGUUGAUGAUCUUUGUAAGCAACUGUUUCCAGUGGAAUCCCAGAGCAUAAUAUGUACUCCAGAAAAACUCACUGAAGAUCUCCUCCAAGAGCAUCAAGGAUUGGAUAUUUUAAUGAAAAAUCAGUUGAAGCAGCUUUCUGAGGGAGUUCUGAUAUUUUCCAGAAGCUGGGCUGUUGACAUUGGCUUGCCAGAAAACAAAGACAUAAUUUGUGAUGUUCUUCUAAUAGCCAAGGGCAGGCCACCUAUCCUCUAUACAAUCUGUGAGCGUCCUAUCUCAAAGGAUUUCUUUGAAUACUCAAGACGCAUAGCCUGGAAGCUGAAGGAGAAAUUAGUGAACACGGGGGGCUAUAGUCACAAAUUGUGUGUAAUUCCAAAACUGCUCACUUUGCCUUCCACAAUUAGUGGUGGAAAAGAAUGGGAUCUGAAUAUUGAAGAAAUGUAUCCCCAAAACUACAGCCUAAUCACCAGUGGCAACAUGAAGGAUCUCUUACAUGCUCUCACGGUAGCUCUGCUGUCUUUCAAGUCCUUUUUAAGUGACCGUGUUGGUUCUGAAUUUUUGAACCUCUUGACCAUGCAACAAUACCAGGUGCUGUCAGAAAAUCUUCACAAAAGCAAGAAGCUGUUUGUUUAUGGUCUACCAGGAACAGGAAAAACUAUACUGGCCCUGAAGAUCAUAGACAAAAUAAGAACAAUGCUGCAGUGCACAAAAAAUGAAGUUCUUUAUGUAUGUGAGAACCAGCCUCUCAGAGAUUUUGUGCGGCAGAAAAACAUUUGCCAAGCUGCAACAAGAGUAGCCUUUUUGCAAACAAACUUUCAUGAAGUGAAGCACAUAAUAGUGGAUGAAGCGCAGAAUUUCCGAGCUGAGAAAGGUAAUUGGUAUAGCAAAGCCUUGGCUAUAACUUCAUCCCCAGAUCUCCCUGAGCCUGGCUUUUUCUGGAUUUUCUUGGACUACUUACAGAAAAGUCACUGUUUCGAAACUGGUCUUCCAAGAGAAGAAUGGCAUGAUCCUGUUGAGUCACUGACUAAAGUGGUUCGUAAUGCAAACAGUAUCUAUAGCUAUCUAAAAGACCAGAUGGAAAAGAUUGUAGAGGACCCUACCACAGAUAUUCCCAACCAACGUUUGAAAAACUUGUUAUGCAGAGCCACGUGUGCUCAUGCUGUGCAAGGCUGUAUUAAAAUAGAAAGCAAACUAAGCAAAGAAGAAAUAGCAAAAUAUGUGGCAGAACAUUGUUAUACGUACCUUAAAAAGGGUUACAGCAAGAAAGACAUUGCUAUUCUGUGCUACAGUGAUGAAGCAGUAAACAUAUACUAUGGAAUACUAGCAUCAGAAAUGAGAAAGUUAAAUAUAGGUUUAAGACAAAUGAAGGGAUGGGUAGCACAGCAUGCUAUUAUUGACAGUGUCCGUCGUUUCUCUGGCUUAGAAAGAAGCAUUAUAUUUGGUAUUAUUCCUCCAUGCUUUCCAUUUCACAGAGAAAUUUUUAAAAAUAUAUUAGUCUGUGUAGCAUCCAGAGCUAACUUAAAUCUACACUUGCUAUUUAGUAAUUGAGAACAGGCAACCACCUUGGAUCCCCACAAGAUCCUGAUAAGUAAACAGUUAUGUAUUUUUGAAAUUACUUUAUUCUAUAUUUGAAGUCAAAGGAUUUCCUCUGUAAUGGCUGGUCCUCUCUAAAUGCCCAGAUGUUCUUGGGAAGCCUCUACAGUCCAUUUUAAAUCAGAUGUUUUUAAUGGUGCAAUGAUUAAAAGAGAUACUUUGAAUGUCAGUAGAAUUCCAUCAUUCCCUCAAGGCUUCUUUCGAGGACUUGCACAACCUGACACUCAGCCUUUGACCACGUGCAGGUGCAUUGCCAAGUGAAAGCCACUAUGCCAAGGCUGGAAGACUUUCUGGCUUUCCCCAGCUCUCUCCUGUAGUCAUCAUACUGCUCAGAAGUUACAAAACAGCGUAGGCAUCCAGUGUUCAAAGCCUUUAAGACAGCCUCUAUUCAGGUAUCUAGGAAAAUAAUAAUGGGGCCUUCUAUCCAUCUUUUAGCUAAGAAAAAGACAAAUAAAUGGCUUUUAUGAAACUAGUUUCCCCACUCAAUUUCAGCAACAGUCACUAUGAGUUGGAAGAAUCCAGUUGCUCCAAAGAGGAGCUUUAGUGGCAGAAGAAAAACUUCGCAUAACGGCCCUUAGAUACUAAUGGCAUUUUUUGUCUUGGUUUCAGACAUGGUAGUUAGAUAAAAUUCUCUGUGUAGAGUUAAAUGCAAAGUACUUUUGAAAGACAGAUCCAAAAUUCCUAAAACUGGGUAUCCAAAAUUCCUAAAACUUGGUAUCCAAAAUUGAAGAGUGGUUGAAAAUAAAUCAUAUUGUGGUUCAUUUGGUUUGGAAGAGCAGUCUGAUAUCCUCCUAGUGAGAUUAUAAAGCACCAGUGAUUUAACCAAAUAUGCUUACAAUAAGACAUUGCAUGCAGCUGGAAUCCCCAUCCAAAUAAAUUUCCCUUUUAACUUAAAAAUUCUUGCUUUACUAACUUCAGGAAGCUAGAGGCACUUUUCCUUUUUUUUUCCUUAAUCAACAUACAAGGAAAGACUAUCCCUGUGGUUCCUUUCAUAACCCCCAAACCUCAACACCUAAUCAUACCAUGCCUAGGAUUUAUUAAGAUCAAAAUUAUUUUAAUUCACUUGAAUCCACAUUUAAAUCAUUGCUGAGUAAGAUCUUUACUAUCUGCUUAAUUUUCUUGCCCCCAGGGAUUAAAGCAAAGGACUGAUUUCUUUUUUCUGUUUUCCAUAGCAUACAUAAAGAAUCUGUGCUUCAAUAUAAACAUUUAUAUAAUAAAGUGUAAUGUAAUGACCA
This is a messenger RNA of Columba livia (rock pigeon), 4557 nucleotides long. Its product is annotated as schlafen family member 13. The record is from RefSeq and is a predicted model, not a curated record. The transcript has 5 exons. NCBI's taxonomy places the organism in Eukaryota, Metazoa, Chordata, Aves, Columbiformes, Columbidae. The coding region runs from base 542 to 3277 and encodes 911 amino acids.